Molecule: messenger RNA, 700 nt
Organism: Mangifera indica (mango)
Lineage: Eukaryota; Viridiplantae; Streptophyta; Magnoliopsida; Sapindales; Anacardiaceae
Product: zinc finger protein ZAT12
Exons: 1
Coding region: 82-537 (151 amino acids)
Biological process (GO): response to stress; response to chitin
Source: RefSeq, a predicted model, not a curated record
GUAUCAGCUUCAAUUCCAUUCAAAGAUCAACACCACAAACAAAGUAAUUAAAAGCUUUCAUCGAUUCACACUUAACUCGUCAUGAAGACAGUCAUUGCAGAAGUUGGAGCCAUGGACAUGGCCAAGUGCUUGAUGUUGCUAUCUAAAGUCGGCGAAACCGGUUCUGGCAACCGGGUCUUUGCCUGCAAAACAUGCAAGAGGGAGUUCUCGUCGUUUCAGGCUUUAGGGGGGCACAGAGCCAGCCACAAGAAGCCAAAAUUGAUGGGAGACGAGUUGUUUAAUAAUUCCCAGAUGGCUGCUUCUCCUAAGAAGCCUAAAACACACGAGUGUUCGAUUUGUGGGCUUGAGUUUGCCAUCGGCCAAGCUCUCGGUGGCCACAUGAGGAGACACAGGGCCGCUAUGACUGGUGAUGCGUUGGUUACUCGACCUCUUUUGCCGGUUCCAGUGCUGAAGAAAUCGAAUAGUAGCAAGAGAGUUUUGUGCCUGGAUUUAAACUUGACGCCGUUGGAGAAUGAUUUGAAGUUAUGGGCGGCUUAGAUUAGUUGAUUGUUUAUUGAUUCAGUCUUUAGAUGAUAGAUUUUGAUUUUUCUUCUUUCAAUUCACCAACCUGUUAGGAUUUUGGCGGGGAAUUAUUCAUUUAACAGUCUUGUAUAUGAAUCAGAAAUAUAUAAUACACAUAGCUUGUUUUAGUGAGAUAUUA